This is a messenger RNA of Puccinia triticina, 423 nucleotides long. RefSeq lists its product as uncharacterized. The record is from RefSeq and is a predicted model, not a curated record. The transcript is spliced from 3 exons. The coding region runs from base 1 to 423 and encodes 140 amino acids. NCBI's taxonomy places the organism in Eukaryota, Fungi, Basidiomycota, Pucciniomycetes, Pucciniales, Pucciniaceae.
AUGCUACUCCGGCUCAUCUACACCCUCCAGCUCCGCAUCCUCUCCGCUGGCUGGCCAUCAGCGCCACCCUGUGGCUCUGCGGCUAGCAGACAGACUGUCUCUCGCUCGCCGGCCUUGGUUACAUGCUUGUCUUCGACCCCCUUGGCGCCGCACAUUCCCUCCUCUUCAACCCCCGUCUGGACGACGGGUUGGACCGGCUCUGGGAUGCCCUGUGCACUAAGGACGGCGGCUCCAUCAUCCGCUUGCCCCUUUGGGUCCUUUCGCUAUGGAUCUUCCGAGCACUACGGCUCGCGCUUCUCUCACUCCGAGCAAAACGGCUCGCGCUUCUUUUUCGAGCACUACGCCUCGCGCAACCCCCAGGAACACCACGGUUCCAUCGCCCUCCUUCUCGCAUCAUCCUGGAGCUUCUGGUCAACGAGGUAG